AAAAUUUAAGGAGCGUCUGUGGCGAUACAAAUUAAUUUUUUUCAACCGACUUUUUUUUACUGCAAAUGAUUUUUCGAAAAUUAGGUUUUUGUAUUUAAAUCAAUAUUCGAACGUGUGUUGUUUCGGAGUUAUUGAAAUGCAUAGACUAAGGACAAUAUUAUAUAGAACUUAAAAAAGCAGUACGAAAGUGUGUUUAUGUAAUAUUGAAUCUAUAGUGUUUAUUAUACUUGGACCGCAAUUAUUACCAAAUUAUAAAAUGUUGAUGGAUUAUAUUAUUAUAAUAAUUACUAAAAUGUUCAAAUAAUUAUAAUCUCGAUAAUAUCUUCUGAACCCAUUAUAUCAUCAACCUAUUUGCCUCAGCACGCAAAGUCAGAUAAUUCAAAACUACUUAUUGGAACUUCCAUCAAGAUAGGUACCAGCAAUAUUUUUUAAAAAAGUCGUCUGAUUAACAAUUUAUUAGAAAAAAGAAGUCGGGGUAUCGGCUGCACAGGACACUCCUUAUGUGAUUAGUAUUUGGAAAUAUGGUCCUCAGGUAUACUUACUUAAAAAUUCUAAAAACCACAUUUUAAGACGGCAACGAAUGUGCUCGGUAAAUCACACUGUAUAAAGUAUAUCGUAAUGGCAUAAUUGACAAAAUACUUAAUUGGUUGAAACUAUUAGUUUUGACAUUAUGACAUUUUUUUGAAAAAUCUCGCGAGUUACACGGCAAUUAUUCUACUGCGCAGUAACCGAAAACGGUCUUGAUGAACGUUUAGUAAGAUGUUAGAUUAAAACGUUGAUUUACAACGGCUUAUACGUUCGGAAAACAUUUCAAUUGUAUAAUAUUAUUUUAUAAGGAGGAUAACUCAAACGUAGUUUGAUAAAUUAGUUAAUAAAUCAUUAUAACAUUGGCGUUUAUUACUGCAUUCAAGUGCGUCCCGAAAGAAAACCAACAGCCGUGCGGGAAAAACUACGCAUUGUGUGUACCUAUAUACAAAGUCAAAGUAAGCGAAUGUAUAGUUAAGAAAAUAAUGAAUUAAUUGUUUUCACUCGUUCGUUCUGAUUUUCUCGUUAAAUUACAAAGUAUACUCACGUCGUCGGCGCGCGCUAAUACUUUUGUAUUAUAAAUUAAAUUUUAAGCACUCGUUCGGUUUACGUUCGGAAAUUGUUUUCAGAAAACACUACAUAUAGGUACUUAUAUAAGGAUUUCGAGUACUGUGCAGGAAACGAAAAUGAUUGCGAAAAACAAAAGCGAUGUGCAUCGUUGAAAAUAACAAUUUACGCGCAUCAUAUUAUUAGGAAUAAAUCGUGUAAGUUUAGAUGCAUAUUAGGUCGUUGCAAGCUGUUUAUUCAAUACCACAUGAUAUUAUUAUAGUGUCGUAUAUUAAAUCCAGCGCUGCAAAACCGUAGGUAUCUACGUGACGUCCAACUAUAUUAUUUUGUUUUUAAUUUAGUAAUUUCUCACUAGGUAGGUACUGACGUAAUUGUUUUAAGUGUAUCGUUAUUUUAGAUUACAAUAUCAAAGUUAUCAAUAAUGAAAUAAAUACCGUAAUUUACCAAACUUCGAGUAGCUGAGAACAACUAUUGUGGAGUAUUAUUGGGGGAGGUAAAAAUCGAUUUCACGUGUCGUUUGGUUUUUAUUCAUUGCUCUAUUUCAGACAUUUUUUUUCGCGGUUUUAUACAAUUAGGUAUAGGUACACACUACACAAUGUUCGUCCAAACAUUGCGGUUGAUGCACAUAACAUAUGAUUAUUUUAUUACUAUAAUAUUAUCGUUAUCAAACCAUUUCAUUUCACGAACCGUGUCCACUGCAAUAUAGGUAGGUGCAUAAUAUUAUAGGCAAUAUAAUAUAAUAUUAUACACGAGCGAACCAGUUUCCGUCUCCGUAGUCAGCAUAAUAGGUAUAUACUGGUAUUAUAGGUUAGGUAGUUAUGAGUAUAUAGGUACUAUGCACGCUCGUUGGCGAUUAAUAGGUAAUGGGUAUACUUAUAAUAUUAUGACGAAGGUAUAUGUAAUUGUAAUUCAAUUUCAAAAAAAAAAAUUUAAAAAACUAAAUAGGAUUAUUAUGUCUUUUUGACGGUUCAGGAGUAAUAACGGGUCGGUCGAAAGACGAGUAGUUGCACGAAUAACAUUAUUACAACGUGUAUACAGAGCGAUUCACCUGCAAGUAUGCUCGCACCUCCCUUUAAUAAUGCAGAUAUUACCCGUAAACCCGUAAUACCCGUUAAACAAGAACCCUGUAACUUUAUAGGUAUGACUGUAAAUUAUUAUUCAGUGACAAUUUUUUUAAAACGUUUUAUGUAGCAGGUACCUAAUUAAAAGGCUGAACGAGUUGUUUCUCAGUUAGUAAAACGUCCUUAAAAUGGUUUUACAAAAAUAUACCUAUAUGUAAUAUUCGAUCAUGUAAUCGUUUUACUUGGACGAUUUUCACAAAUUAUAAAUGAUGAUAGGUUAAUAUAGAUUAAUAUUAAUAACUAAAAAAAUGUUCAAAUAACCUGUAGUCCGCCCAUAUCGUUCAAACACGAACACUCAUUUUUAUAAUGGGGCUAUAUAUUAUCCUUAAUUCAUAAAGUAAAAUAACUCAAAAUCUACUAGUUUGAGUUAUGUUUUUAAAGCGUUAAAAUUGUCAGAAAAAUUGUCUACUAAUUAACUUAUAUAUAGUGGGAAACCGCUGGGUUCUCAUUUGAAAAACAGAAGUUUGUAUCUCACAGGACGAACACCUUAAGAAGUAAAAAAACAGCACAAGAAUUUUAAAAUACUGUGUUUAAUUAUAUUUGAAAAUAUUCAAAAUCUCAGAUUUUUAAUAAGUGCUAGCGACCGCGCAUUACUUACGAAAAUAAGGGGGAUGAGCAUGCUCGGUAGUCACUCUGUACAUCACAUCAAAUGUUCGAUGGACAUAAUAAUAAUUAUUGUAACGAUUUUAUGCAUGAAAGGACGAAUAAUAUAUUAAAAUGUUAUUACACAAAAACCAUUAUACUGCGGCUAUUAUUACUGCAGGUUGGUUUGCGGGGAUAAGACACGCGGCCGCGGACAAAUCGACGUCGUCGUCCAUCCCGGGAGAAAGCGAUUCUCCCCUACUAUAUACGCAUAACAAUGAUAAUAAUAAUCAACACGACGGUAGAACGCGAUGUUAUUAUUAUUAUUAUAUUGUGUUGGAGGCGAAUAUACCCACAGCAACGAUACGGACAUCUCCGUCUAUAAUACCUCUCCCGCGAGACGAGCGAGUUUCCCGCCGUCCCGGCUGCUGCACAGACGGUCUAUAUUAUACUAUUAUGUGUGUUUUCUGCUGUUAGAGUGGUCGUCGCCGGUAUUCCGGUUCCGACCGGUCCAAACCAUCGCCGCAGAUGAUGACCACGUCCAAGACGUCCGGUUAUGUGUUUUUUUUCGCCGGCUCACACGCACGUCACACACCACACGUCGUCGUCGUCGUCGCAGUCGUUUAACACAACGUUCAGUCGCUCGUUUGCCGUUGUCGCGUCCGUUGCGCCCCUCGUGGCCACUGCUAAGUUUACCCGUCACCGAUGUACAUAUAUGUAUAUAUAAUAUAUUAACGGAUGUAAUAUCGUACAGUAAUAUAAUAAACGCUCUGCAGAGUCGUAUUUUAAAUAAUCGAUUUUUUUUAAAUUUUUUUUUUUUUUUUAAUUUACCGUUCAAUUUAUUGAGUGCCGAUCAGAGUACACUAUACAAGAGCUGCGACGAAAAUCCAACUGAACAAAAAAAAAUUCAACAAACAUACUAUAUUAUACUCCGCUUCCAAGCCGCACAAUGUAUCUCGGCAUGGUUUCGACCCGACUGAUGGCGAUGGCCCUGGUGGUAGUCUGGUGCUGUUCGAUGACCGCCUCGGCACAACACUGGAAGUGGUCCAAACCGUACACGCGGAUGAGCUCGCCUAAGUCGUACUCGCCAUCGCACCCGGCCGUCUACGGCAAACCGCAACCACGACCUUAUUUAUCGUCUGGUCACGACAAACACCGAGAAAACCGAUGUGAACUGCGAAAAGCUGUGUUCACCCAGGACGCCGAGUCGCCGCAGUACAUCGUUUACAAGACCAAAAUCCCGGAUUUGAAAGAAUUCACGCUGUGCCACUGGCACAACAUUUUCAACUACACUCACGACCAGCCCAUAUUCUCGUACACGCAUCCUGGUAAACCUCGUGUCAUAUAUUCGUGGAUCGAGAACAAGCCCGACAAAACGUACUACUCUUUGGCCAUCAACGGACACACCAUCUAUAGGAUAAAUUACCCGGAGAAGUUGUUCAAAUGGUACCACGUGUGCCAGUCGUGGAACGGUCACUCGGGCGAGUGGCAGCUGUGGAUCAAUUCCGAGAGAGUGGGCAGAGGAUUCUACAACUUGAUGGCCGGCAAGAAGAUCAAGGGUGGCGGCGUGGCCAUCAGCGGACGGGAGUACGUGGAACAAGCGUUGGCCGUCCACUACCCGGCCUUUUCGGGAGAACUGACUCUGGUGUCGCUGUACAAGGCGGCGCUGACCGCGGGCAAGGCGUACAACGACCACAAGCACCAUCACGUGCACAACUUCCAUCACGGUUACGACGAGUCGGUGGACGAGGCCGAGACCGAGGCGCCGCCGACGUUGCCCCCCGGCCCGGAGGCCACGAGGCCGCCGCACUUGGCUCACGGUGGUGCUUUUUCCAACGGUCAGCGCGUGCCCGGAGUGGUGUUGCCGAAUGCCGCGGACCAGGCGCCGCAGCAACCGCCGACGAUGCCGCUGCACCUCCCGCAACUGCCACCGUCCCCGCAACUGCCGCUGUUCGACGGCGGCCUGUACGACUUCUACGACGCGCCGCACUCCGACGAGACGUUCCGCGUCAACCUGUUGGACAAGCGCGCGGACGACAACCGCCGCAGCGGCAGCAGCAGCGUGGUCCGCUUCAAGCGCAGUUGGAUUCCGCUGUUCCGGCAACCCAUGUCGGACGUCACUCCCGUGGCUGACGCCACCAACGCCGCCGCCCGGAACGCCCGGUCCCACGGCGGUGACCCGAAGCGCGAACCGGCCGAGUGGGAGGUGGCCAAAGUGGCCGACGUGUGCGCGGCCUGCGUGCCCGACCCGUUCGGCGCCGCUUCCGUCCUGUCCUGGCACGAGACCCGCAAACAGUUCUACAACGGCGCCCUGUACCUGCCCGCCCUGCCCAAGUGCUACCUGUUCUGAUGAGAUUCGCGUGGCCGCCACCGCCGAUUCGCCUCCAACCCCGCCUCCACAAAAUCUUCCGGACUCGCCUGCACCCGCCGCCGACGCGAUAUCGCCAUACAUUUUAUUAUAGCACGGCGGCGGCGGGUGGGCGCGUCACUGUACAUAUUUAUACGUAUAAUAUUAUUACUAUUAUUGUUAUUACCGAUAGAGCGUAGACCUUAUAAUAAUAUUAUUAAUUAGUUAUAAUACAUUAGUAGCCAAAUCGCAUAAUUUUUUCAGACGCCGCGGGUGUGACAGUGGAUUUUAAGCGAUCCGAAUUCGCAAAUUUUACCAAAAACUAAAAAUCUGAGACAUUUUGGACGGUUUUGCUGCAAAAAAAAAUGUUUUCCGGUUACAUGUAGAUCGUUUUUGUAACGUGAAAAAAAUUGAAAACCGUUCCGCGAGCGAAAUCCAGUGUACCUAUACCGUGGUAUGCAAACGGUCAGUCCGUCUGUAGUUUAAGACGCGUUAUUUAUUUAUAAACCAUAUUCUAGAGUAUUGUAGCACAGUCGUACUGUUAUGGAACAGUGAUACGCAAAAAAAAAAUUGUAUAAAAUCGUUUUCAGUCCGCGUCCGCAAGUUAUGACAAUGCAUAAUCACCACUUAUCGCAUUGCACCCUAAUCGCUGGCUGUUUAUUACAUGGUCGGUGGUCGUUUAGCUUGGACUUGAAACAAUCACGAAGAUUGUCACUGCCCUAGUCAUUCCUGACCAAUAAUAAUUAUUGUUGUUGUUGAAAAAAAUUGUUCCACCGCGAUAAUGACGUCAUCGUCAUGGUGCUCGUACGACGGACGGGUUCUCGAACACAGUUUGUUAGGUUUUCGGUCGAAUGGGUGGACCAAAGGAUCCGAUGAUAAAUCCCGAAAUUCCAUCAUCGCCGUUUACGACAAAACACAGUUACAAAGAAAAUUGUUAUGCUUAUUUUUUAAUAAUAUUUUGAAGUGUAGACUAUUUUUUUUUCGUAAAAUCAGCAUACGCCAUAAUACCUGUAAUUCAUUAUAUCCACAGGACACUUCAUCACAAAUAGAACAAAAAAUCACAGACAUUAAAAAAAAGAAAAUGGUCUUGAAAUAUAUUAGAUACAAAUUCCAUAAAUCAGAAGGAAAAAUUGGGGUACCAUGUUUGAUGAAUCACUCUGUAUUCACACUAUACAGGUUCAUAGGUUGAACUUAUUGAUAUUUUAGGUUCUGCGCGUGUACCUUUUUUCUUUAUACAAUGACGUGCCAUGCACCAUAAAAGCCGGUCUAUAGUCAAUCAAAGGCUUUGAUCGAACUUUAGGGUUCGCUCUAUUCAUCCGUAUCAAUUGACCGCGAAGGCCAUAUAAAUAAUUAUAUCCGAUAAAUCUCCAAUCCUAUUUGGUGCUACAUAUACAUUACAAUCGAUCGGAUUCGAGAACACAGGACUGCUGCAGAAGAUCUAUUUUAAUGGUGAAAUCUUUUAACGAACUUAAGAUCAAUUUUGAUUACGACAAUCGUCCCAAAAUCUAACAAAAUAAUUAAUAAGCCGUAAAAAUCUUUCCGAAACAAAACUGUACAAUGACGUGAUACAAUAAUUGUAUACAUUUUCGUUGUACAUAAUAUUAUUAUAUCAUAACAAUAUGUUUAGUAUGAAUUAUUUACGUUGAGCGGUUUUGUAAGAUUUUUAUUAUUUAUGUAAGGAAUAAAUUAUAAUUACAUUUUUUUUUUAGCUUAGAGUUAGUUAAAAAUAAUUGUAUAACUGUGAUAUUGUUACCGUGUAUAUAAUUAUAUAUUAAAUUAAAUAAUAUAUUUCAUGUAUAAAUAUUAUGCCUAUAGUUUAUGUUUUUGAUCGGAAUGUUUUAUUUUAAAGGCUACUAUCUAAUAACAGGUACAGAUACAAUAGUUAAAAAAAAAAUUAAAACAGUCAAAUUAUAUCUUAAACACAACAUCAUAUAAUAAAACAAUUUUUAAUCACGAACAUAAUAUAUACUUAUAUAGUUGCUGUGGCUGUAGAAUAUACUAUCUGUAAAGUCUUAACUAAUUUACAAUAUAGUACCUAUAUGAUGAUGA
Messenger RNA from Acyrthosiphon pisum (pea aphid), 7191 nucleotides. RefSeq lists its product as uncharacterized. Bases 3745 to 5145 code for a protein of 466 amino acids. The record is from RefSeq and is a predicted model, not a curated record. The transcript has 5 exons. Lineage: Eukaryota; Metazoa; Arthropoda; Insecta; Hemiptera; Aphididae.